AUGCAAGUAGGUUGUGCAAAAGUAAAGGCUUUGGUUGACAACAAGAGACCAGCAAAGCAGCCACAUAUGAGGUAAAAAGAUUUCAAAGAAUAGCUCUUUCGGAAAAGAGAGAUGUAGAUCGAGAACAAUCAUCUCGUUGCUAAGAUUCUUCAAGUCAAAUCUACUAAUCCUAUAGCUGAGGAACGUAGAAAAGACACUUCAUUUUAUAUGAGCAACAAUUCUAAGCAGUUUAAAGUCAAAGAUAAUGGACAGUCAUACUCACCCACACGCAGAUCACUUAACUCACUUAACUUCAUUCAAAGAAAGAAUAAUCUUGAAAAGAUCAUGCAGGAAAACAUCUAUAUGAUGAAAAAGAUACAUUUCGCUUAGCCAUCAGUUUAGUAUACAGAGCAUCUUCAGCAUUAGCGAGAAGUUAAGAAGCUAAAGAAGUUGGUACAGUAUAAUUCACUAAGAUAAUCAAUGAUAACUUCCGUUAGAAACUUCUUCAGUGGAUAUGAGAAUAUGAACAGCUUAGAUGAUAGAGCCAUGAAAAGAUUAAAGACUGCCUAGUCAUAAAUGACUAGCAACGGUAUGUUUCUCGACCACUAGCAUAGAGUGAGCUCAGUGCCAUUAAGCAGAAGGAAAAAGAGAAGAUUGAUCUAAUCAUUAGAUGUAACUUCUAAUAAUGAUUAGCAAAGAUAAACAGAGGGAGAAAGUCCCUUGAUUCUUAUAAAUCAAGCUAAUGUAUUACCUCAGAUUAGCAAUAACGAAAACAAUAUGAGCUAAUUGCAAAACUAAGAGAACACAGAAAAUUAACUAUAGUACUAGCAGUACUAAGAUGGAAUGUAAAUGAAUCAAACAGUAAUUUAAAGUCAUCCUUAUCAAAACACAUUCGCUCAGUAUGGAGCUUACAAUAUAACUUCACAAGGUACAGUGAGUAAUAUCACUGGCAGUGGACAUAUUAGACCAGUUUCUGCUACUUUAAGUUAAAUUAAAUAUUGGAAGUAAAUGCAGUCCUUAUAAAAUAGUGGGGGCCCCUUUGCUACUUUUAACUAAUCAUAAAAGAAGAUCAAAGCUGUACUGCGGUAAAGCCAGAAUGGACUUUAGAAUGUGAACAAAUCACAGUCAUAAAUUGAGUAACAGCUCAAUGGAUAAGAUAAAAGUAAUUUAUUGAGCGAGAGAGAAGAAAAAGAGGAAUAAGUGCAAUAAUAAUAAUAAGUGCAAAAUCAAGACUAAGAUUACAAUGAGUAGAAUUAAUAACAGCAACAGUAGUCUUUAAGUAAUUUGAAUCCGCUCGUAACUCAAUCAAACAAUGAUGGUAAAGAAAUGCUAUAAGAGGCAAAAUAACAUCUGUAUGUAGAUGGAAUUUUUUAGGCUAAUUAAGACUAGACUAAGAAUUCACAAUAAAAUAGAAUGCAAGAGAUAAAUGGCAAUAACUAAAUCUAAGAAAACAAUGAAGAGGCCUAAAAUGAUUAGCAAUAAGUAAAGAAACAGAAAAAGUAAAAGAAACAUAAAAAAACUAAAAGCAAUUAGAUUCCGAUGGACCAAUACUAACCAAAAAUAAAAAAGAAGAUGAUGUUUUUCUGA
Molecule: messenger RNA, 1566 nt
Organism: Stylonychia lemnae
Lineage: Eukaryota; Ciliophora; Spirotrichea; Sporadotrichida; Oxytrichidae
Source: the annotation of a GenBank genome assembly